UCAACACAAGCUGGUUUAGCGAGGAGCCAUCAUCGUUAUUAUAAUUAGGCUUACCAUUCAUGACACAAAUCACACAAUAUUGAAAAUGAAGCACUUCCUGUACAUCAUUUUGAUAUCCAUUAUGCUAAGUAAGCACUACGCCAUGACACAUGUUAUUCGGAAGAGACAGCUCUUCCGUGAACAAGUCCUGCCACAUGCCGGCGGUAAAAUUCCUGACUCAGCCUUCCACACUGAUCGCCUGGCCCUGAACCGCUUACAAAAGGACGGUAUCGCAGUUCCGGACGGGGUCCUCCUGGAACAGAGACGUUACCAGGUGUAUCCCCACCCUCAUCGAUCGUCACGACCAACCUUCCUAGUCGCCCAAACCCCGGACGGUCGCUACACAUCGCCCGAGGGCGUCUACGGCGGCCACAACGGCUUGGAUACGGUGGAUAGCACCUACGCCGUCCCGAUGCCAUGGGAGAAGGACUCUCACUACAAGGUUCCGUCAGUUGGCUACGCUUACGGCAAGCCUGCAGCAGUGCCGGUCUUCAAAGAGCUUCGUGUGCCCAACUACUCUGUGUUCAAUUUCGACUAUAGCAAUAUCAAGAGCAAGCUUUUGCGCAAACCGCCUACGCUUUAUCCAACGGCGGCGAUUGCGUCCGCUUACAGCCCUGCUUCCAUUAGCCAUCAUCACGUUCUUCAUCAGCCAGCAGCAAAGCCAUCGUUAUCUGUGGUGCCGCAGAACUACGUCGCUUACCACGCAGCGCUAGGUAACCUGUUGAGUUACCCACCUGCUUCCGCGUACGGUAGCGAUUGGGAAAAAGACUGGGCGCCGAGCAGUGCGUUCCACAUAAAUCAUGACCUAUCGUCAUCACACCCACUUAACAGUUUUGAGGACUUUUACGGCGACCCUGGCAGCAAACAACGCUAUUACCGGCAUGCCAACCAGCAGAAACCGUCGCCAUCAUCCCCGGCGCGAGCUGCCAAGGGACGAAGACCAUCCUCAGCAUCAUCGCCAUCGGUAGCGGCAGGAGCAGCAGCAAGACCGCCUUCGCGGACAGCCACUUGAGCCGUUGUUGGCAGCAGCUCGUUAGCGAUGUUACCUUUUUUCCGGAUCCCGCUUGUCUCCUCCACUUCUCCUCCUCCACACACACAGUGCUGACUGCGCUUCCUUCGAACAGCUUUCGAUUUUAAUCCAUAAGAAAAGGACGAGCCGUCGUGAUUGAAUGGACCGUGCGUUCGUUUGUUUGCCGGUCGCUCCUGCUACAAUAAAUGUUUAAUCCCUCAAACGAGAGAGCCCACGUGGCGUUCGCCGCCCGGCCGUGGUGGAGAGGCUGAUGCCCCCUUAAUCCUGCUUUGGUUUGAAUUUUAUCCUCUUUUUCGGCAAAUUGUGGGAAAGUUUGCACAACUUUGGUGGGGUGGGGUGGAACGUAAUGAGGAGAUGGAUUGGGUGAAUUCAAUAAGGGCACGUUGAAUGUUCUAUUUUCCUCGUUUAGUUUAUUUCUUCAUUUCAACCGUUCAGGUUCCACUGAGGCCAAAAGGUGUUUAAAUUUGUUAUUUGGAAUCCGAUUUCUUCGAAAACAUUCUUCGAAUACACAUAUGCCAGUAUGUCUGCUCCGAUUCAUUGUUCAAUGAGGUUUUUCACAAACCCUUUGAGAUUUUAUUGUAAUUUUUCAACCCAAAUGUCUUUUGAGAGCAGCAGCAUUUUCUUGAAGUGUCAAACCUCUUCAAAUCUAGAGUCACAGACAAACAGACGUAACACAUUGAACGAUUUUCAUGGAAAUCUAUCACCCAGGUUACACUACCAUCACCUGGUGGAAAAGUUGCACGAAUCACUGUGUUGUGCAAUAUCGUCAACAGAAGGCGCUAGUGUGAAACGUCAAACGCAUAGAGAAACGAUGCGCGCGCCUCUGGUUGUGAAAGCCACAACUAUGAAUAUUUAAAAUGAUCGUUAAAAGCGUGGUCGAUGGAAAUUUCGCAAGUGUUACGUCUGUUUGUCUGUGAUAGAGUCAUCCGAUGAUUUAUGAGUACCGUAGUUUUUACUGCCUGCCUACAUUGAUAAUAGUGAGAUUAUUUGCAAUGGUACUCCAUCAACUGCAUUACUGUCAAAAAUGGUGACAUUCAUGUUUUAAACGCUAACUCAGACCUUGUCAGUAACUUACUGCACAAAACUUAUUUCAAACUAAGUUACCAAUAACUAAUUAGUGAACGUAGUAAAUACCUAUCGAUUUUUAGUGUAAGGUGUACAAUAUUGAUGAGUAGCUACUAAUAAACGAGACCGAUU
Molecule: messenger RNA, 2266 nt
Organism: Aedes albopictus (Asian tiger mosquito)
Lineage: Eukaryota; Metazoa; Arthropoda; Insecta; Diptera; Culicidae
Exons: 4
Coding region: 86-1051 (321 amino acids)
Source: RefSeq, a predicted model, not a curated record